This is a messenger RNA of Zootoca vivipara (common lizard), 8182 nucleotides long. It is a transcript of the gene KCNN3, whose product is annotated as potassium calcium-activated channel subfamily N member 3. Gene Ontology annotation, molecular function: small conductance calcium-activated potassium channel activity; calmodulin binding. The record is from RefSeq and is a predicted model, not a curated record. Lineage: Eukaryota; Metazoa; Chordata; Lepidosauria; Squamata; Lacertidae. Gene Ontology annotation, cellular component: membrane. Gene Ontology annotation, biological process: potassium ion transport.
UCGCGGCUCGGCUGCAGCAGCUGGCGCCGGCAGCUCUGGGCCGUCGUUUCUCCGCCGCCGCCGCCUCGCCAUCCCGCCCCGCAGGCUGGGCAUCCGAGGGGGCCGCUUGGAUGCCCCUGCCCUGGGGGAGGCAGCGCGCUGAGCCCGGGCAGGGGCAAGCCAGGGCCGGGAGAUGGAGCCGUCGGGGCCCUUCCACGACUCCGGCGUGGGCGAUCUGGACGCCGACGAGUCGCGCCCGCCUUGCCCGCCCUCGGGGGACGAGCCGCGCCCGUCCGCCGCGCCCCCCAGCUUGGCUCCAGCGGCGGCGGCGGCGGCGACGGCGGCGGCGGGUCCCCUGCGGGCUCCUCCCCCGGUGGCCGCCCUCCGCCCUUCCUCCCGCCAAGGGAGCCAGCCCAAUGUAAGCGGCGAGCACUGGGCGGCCCCGGGCCACUCGCCCAGCUCCAGUGGCGGCGGAGGCGCGGGCGCGGGCGGCAAGCACCGGCAGGCCAGCCCGCUGGCGCACCGGCGGGACAGCAACCCCUUCACCGAGAUCGCCAUGAGCUCGUGCAAGUACAGCGGCGGCGUCAUGAAGCCGCUCAGCCGCCUCAGCGCCUCCCGUCGGAACCUGCUGGACGCCGAGGCCGCCGCCGAAGCGCAGCCGCUGCAACUUCUGGGCGCCGGGGCUCACCCGCCGGAGAUCGUCAUCUCCCGGGAGGACAACCACUCCCCGCAAGGGCUGCACCCCAACACGGCCGGGCUGUCGGGGACCGGCGGAGCCCCCCACAAGCACCCGCCCGUCGGGGGCCCCUCCUUCGCCAAAGCGCCAAAGCGCAAGAACCAAAACAUCGGCUACCGCCUGGGCCACCGGCGCGCCCUCUUCGAGAAGCGGAAAAGGCUCAGCGAUUACGCGCUCAUCUUCGGCAUGUUCGGCAUCGUCGUGAUGGUCAUCGAGACAGAGCUGUCGUGGGGCUUGUACUCCAAGGGCUCCAUGUUCUCUCUGGCUCUCAAAUGCCUUAUCAGCCUUUCCACCAUCAUCUUGCUGGGACUCAUCAUUGCCUAUCACACCCGAGAAGUUCAGCUCUUCGUGAUCGACAAUGGUGCCGACGACUGGCGGAUCGCCAUGACCUACGAACGUAUCCUCUACAUCAGCCUGGAGAUGCUGGUGUGCGCCAUUCACCCCAUCCCCGGGGAGUACAAGUUUUUUUGGACGGCCCGGCUGGCCUUCUCGUACACGCCUUCGCGGGCGGAGGCGGACGUGGACAUAAUCCUCUCCAUCCCCAUGUUCCUGCGUCUCUACUUGAUCGCCCGGGUCAUGCUCUUGCACAGCAAACUCUUCACGGACGCUUCGUCCCGCAGCAUCGGGGCCCUCAACAAGAUCAACUUCAACACCCGCUUUGUUAUGAAGACCCUCAUGACCAUCUGCCCCGGGACUGUCCUCCUGGUCUUCAGCAUCUCCUUGUGGAUCAUUGCUGCCUGGACGGUGCGUGUGUGUGAGAGGUACCAUGACCAGCAGGACGUUACCAGCAACUUCCUGGGUGCCAUGUGGCUCAUCUCCAUCACGUUCCUGUCCAUCGGCUACGGCGACAUGGUUCCACACACAUACUGCGGCAAAGGCGUCUGCUUGCUCACAGGCAUUAUGGGGGCUGGAUGCACAGCCCUGGUAGUGGCUGUCGUGGCACGGAAGCUGGAGCUCACCAAAGCCGAGAAGCACGUCCACAACUUCAUGAUGGACACGCAGCUCACCAAGCGGAUCAAAAACGCCGCUGCCAACGUCUUGCGGGAGACCUGGCUCAUCUACAAACACACCAAACUGCUGAAGAAAAUCGACCACGCCAAGGUCCGGAAGCACCAGAGAAAGUUCCUCCAAGCCAUUCACCAGCUAAGGGGUGUGAAGAUGGAACAGAGGAAACUGAGUGACCAAGCCAACACCCUGGUCGAUCUUUCUAAGAUGCAGAACGUCAUGUACGACCUCAUCACGGAACUGAACGACCGGAGCGAAGACCUGGAGAAGCAGAUUGGCGGGCUGGAGUCCAAACUGGAACAGCUGAACAGCAACUUCCACUCCUUGCCCUUGCUCAUCACGGACGCUCUGUGCCAGCAGCAGCAGCAGCUCCUGGCCACCAUCCUCGAGGCCCGGGGGGUGAGCAAGGGCAUGGGCGCCCCCCAGACGCCGCUCUCGGACAGCCCCUUGGGGGUCAGCUCAACCUCUUUCCCCACCCCUUAUACCAGCUCCAGUAGUUGCUGAGCCCCGUCGGACGUGAGGGAAACGACAACGACAAUGACAACACCACACACACACAUGGGUCUUUGUUAUCCAUGUGGGGGUGUCAAUCCUGGCCCUGGAUGGGGGGGUGGAGAGCAGAGGGCCCCAGCCGCCGCCUUGUGGGGUCGCCUGGAAACAAUGCGGGCUCAGCUCGGUGGUAGCGCCCCCUGUUGUCGGGGUGGGUUGGGGUGGGGUGAAAUGGGCGUUUUCGGCAGAGCCCCUCGCAGUGGCGUUCGGUGGACCGUAGGAAUCCACGUUCAAUCUCAGGUCUUCAAAAAUCGAAAAACAAGCCAACUCCAAGGGCAUCGAUGCAACGGCGCAAGGUAGGGGGACCAUUCCACUGUGUUGGACCCCAAGCCACUGGCAAUGGGGUUGUUCAUCUCCUUCUCUCUUCCCUGGUUGUUUUUAUUUUUUUAAACCAUUAUUAUUCCUUCUUCCCCUCUGCGCAUUAAGUGUCUUGCCGAAGAAAGUCAAAAGGCGACCGGGGAGGUGGAGAAUUGGCCCCUCUGCUGAAUCUCAGCAAAGGUCUCGAGGUAUCAUCCCAGCUCCCUCAGAAUUGGUUUUGCCAAAGAGACCACCGUAAAGGUACCCUUCGUGGCCUCUUCCGCGUUGGGUCUUUUUUUGUUUUUGUUUUUUUUUAAAGCAAAGGGGAAAAUGGCAGGUGUCUCCUUUUGCUGAGGCCUAAGAAGAGUUCCCUUGACUUGGAGAGAUCAGAAGUUUUCCACCACUAAAGCUGUUUUUGGUGUGUCCUUGCGGAGACGAAGCAGCGAUUUCGACGCAUCCAGAUGAUCUGGCGUUUGCCCUCCCCUCUCCAUGGGCCAAGGAGAUUGCCACCGAGGAAUUGGGUUUGCUCAGAUUCCGAGCACUCCAAGAAACGCAAAGCAAAAGAGAAGUUGUGUUCUCCAUCGUCCUCCUGAGAGAAUCACCCCGAGCCCGUUUGGCUCGCCAGUGGUGCUUUGAAAAACCACAUCCCUGUGGGCCACAUCGCCACAACCCUUCUUUAAACGUUGCGGUUACCAGCCUGAACUGCGUUGCUGCUGCAGUUUCCAAGGGCCUAUCCACACUACAAACCUCUCAUCUGGGCUUCCCAGAUUCAUCAACCUUUAUUAUUAGUAGGGCUUCCCUCCCCGCAAAGCAUCCUGGGAAUUGUAGGUUUGUUUCUUUUUUUAUGGGGGUGGGUAGUUCUGCACUUUCAAAGGCUCCGCGGCCGACAGCCAUUGGCGAUUGAACUGGUUUGAACCCGGUUUAAAUGUAAUUCGCUAUUGGCACUUAAAUAGGUUUGCUCCCGCUUUGAAUUGCCACAUAGACAAUUAGGCUGCACACUGGUUAAUGAAACUGCAGUCAAAGUGGUUGAACUGAAUUGCCACUGGCAAUCAAAUCAGUUCCAAGCCUGGUUUGAAAUGCCACUGGCUUGCAUUUGAAGGGUGUACAAGCCCUGGGAUUUUUCCACACCGGUACAGAGGUGUGGAGUACACAGCUUAUUUAAAAAGAAAAAUUACUAGGAAUCAUUAGGAAGCUGCCUAAUGCAGAGUCAGACCCUUGGUCCAUCUAACUGUGUGUUGUCUACACUGACUGGCAGCGGCUGUUCAGAGUUUCAGUCAAGGGGGAAUUUCCAGGCUCUGUUGGAGACACCAGGGAUUGAACAGGUUCCCUGCCACCGCUGCCUACCGGUAAGUCAUGUCUGAAUCCUACCAUUGAUUCAUUGAGCCCAGGAUGAGCUCUUCCGAUUCAGCUACAGCCCAUUCGGAAAUGCGUAAAAUGCCACCAUUCGCAUUUGCGGUUAGCGUAUCCCAGCCUAACCCUACCUCGCAGGGGUGUUGUGAGGAUAAAGUAGAGAGGGGCAGAGAAGUGGGCAUGCCCCCUUGAUCUCCCUUGGAGAAAUGGCAGGAUACCAUUUUGCAGUGUGCGAAAUGUAAGGCCUCCCAAAUAAUUCAUUUCUGGAUAUUAAAAUUCCUCCGUGCACCACUGGCUCAGAUCUGGAGACGACCUGAAGGCUGGAGACGAGAAUGUAGCCCCAAGGGCGCACACAUUUUCAGGGCAGACUAUUAGAUUAUCCCCCUCCUUCCCCGAGUAACUAUGUGGCCUUGAGAACAAUCUAGAGAAAUGACCCACUGCCCACAUGGGGGUGGCAAUGGCCUCGACCCAGCUUUGCUGUGUAUGAAGCCUUAAUGCUUAGCCCAGCUGCCUCGUGCUUAGAGUCAUAGUGCAGAGUUAGAAGGCACCCCAAGGGUCAUCUAUUCCAGCCCCCUGUAAUUCAGGAAUCGCAGCCAAAGAAUCUCUGACAGAUGCCUGCCCAACCUCUGUUUAAAAACCUCCAAGAAAGGGGAAUCCACCACCUUCUGUGUAGAACGGCUCUUCCCGUCGGGAAGCUCUUCCUAAUGUUUAGCCAGAAUCUCCCUUCUUGUAAUUUGAAGCCAUUGGUUCGAGUCCUACCCUCCGGAGCAGGAGAAAACUAGCUUGUUCCCUCUUCCAUGUGGCAACCUUGAGAUAUUUGAAGAAGGCUGUCAUAUCUCCCCUAAGUCUUCUCUUUUCCAAGCUAAGCAUACCCAACUCCCUUAACCGUUUCUUAUAAGGCUUGGUUUCCAGGCCCUUGGUCAUCUUGGCCACUCUCCUCUGCAAACCUUCUGGCUUCUCAAUCUUCCUAAACUGUGGUGCCAGAACUGGACACAGGAUUCCAGGUGUGGUCUGACCAAGGCAGAAAACAGUGGUACUAUUACUUCCCUUGAUCGGGGCACUGUACUUCUGUUGAUGUAGCCUAGAAUAACAUUAGCUUUUUUUGCUGCUGCAUCAUGCUGUUGACUCAUAUUCAGCUUGUAGUGUACCAAGACUCCUAGACCCUUUUCACAUAUGCUACUGGCAGGGAACCCCCAUUUUAUGUUUAUGCAGCUGGUUCUUCCUGCCUAAGUGCAGAAUCUUAACAUUUGUCCCUGUUGAAAUCCAUUUUUUUGCUUGAGCCCAGUUCUCCAAUCUGUCAAGGCCAUCUUGCAACCCUGUCUUCUGCAGCAUUAGCUAUCCCUCCCAGUCUGAUGUCUCCUGCUGCUGGUCAAAAGGGGUUUGUCCAUUCCUCCCGAAGGGGGCCAGACCCACUCUUUACCUCGCCUGCUUUUCACACCCUCCCUCGCUCCCUCUGGGAGCAUGGAGCAAAACAGCCACAGCCCUCUGCUCUGAACCCUCCCUUCCCUUUUGUCAAGGCGAUGGUUGCCAUCACCCCUCCACUACCACCUGUUUUUUUGUCAGGCAAAUGCCUCCCUCUAGCACAGCUCCGCAUUCAGGCUGUUUGGGGUAGGGUGGGGAGGCCUUGGCUCGGCUUCUCAGCCCCACGAGGAGGCUGCUGGCUCGUUCCAGCGAGAGCCGAGCAGGUGACUCUUCAUGUUCCCUUUGAACAGGCAAAGCAAGCGUGUAAUUGCUCAGCGAUAUUAAUUACGCGCCGCCCUGCGGCUCCAGUUAAUUGCGAGCAAAGAAAGGGAGGGAGAGAACACCCCAGGUAGAUCUAAGUGCUUUCAGCAAUUUUUCGGCAUGUGGGGUUUUAUUUCGGGGAGUGGGGGGGAGAUGCAUGGUCUUUUGUCAAAACUCCCCUUCAGCAGCUGUGUGUGGCUUUUCCGAACAUCACAAAAAGCAUUAAACGGGGAAGAGGGAGGGAGGGAACCUGCCACUUAGCGAGGAUGGUAGGUGGCCCGUAUUCCUUGCAAUUGAAGUUGCUUAGGAAACGGAGCAGAGCUUCAGGGGCAGGAUCCUUAAAACGCCCACUGGAAUCUCCCCCCCAUGCCAGUUUGGGGCUUUUGAGAGGCCCUGUUUCACCAGGAAAUAUUUGGAGGAGGGUUAUAUAUGGUGCGAGCCACUCUGAGUCUUCUUGGUGAGUCCCCGGGGCUCCCAGAAAAGCUGGGAUUUGUCUGAAGCGAUCAGAACGAGGACAUUUUGCCUGCCAGCCGGGGUACACUUAGCUAGGUGGGCCGAAUGGUGCGACUCAAUAUAAGGCAGCUUCCCCUGUUGGGAAUGGAGCUGUGGCUCAGCAGUAGAGCAUCUGCUUUGCAUGCAAAAGGUCCCAGGUUCCGUUCCUGGCAUUUCCAGUUGGAGAUGUUAAUGUCCCCCGCCUGGAGAGCAGCUGCCAGUCAAUGAGUUAGAUGGGCCAUUGGCCUGGCUCUGUAUAAGGCAGCCCUUCCCUGCAUUCCUUUAGCUACAUAAAAGCGAGUUAGGGCACUUCCACCACGAGGAAAGGAAGACGGAGACUGGCUUGAAGCUGCGUCCAUCUCUAGCAUCUAUGAGGACUAGAAUCUUUAUUUUGAAGGGAAGGGCCGCCCCUCAUUGUUAAAGCAUCUGUUUUGCAAGCAGAAGGCACCAGAUUCAACCCCUGGCGUCUCCAGGUUGUUGUUUAGUCGUUUAGUCGUGUCCGACUCUUUGUGACCCCCAUGGACCAGAGCACACCAGGCACUCCUGUCUUCCACUGCCUCCCGCAGUUUAGUCAGACUCAUGUUCGUAGCUUUGAGAACACUGUCCAACCAUCUCGUCCUCUGUCGUCCCCUUCUCCUUGUGCCCUCAAUCUUCAAUCUUCGUCUCCAGGUAGGGAGGGAAUUUCCCUUGCCUGAAACCCAGGACAGCCGCUGCUGCCAGCCAGUGUCGACAUACCUGAGCUAGUUGGGGAAGCAGUCUGACUCUGUAUGAAGCAGCUUCCUGUCUCUUUAUGCCCAACACUUCCACUCAUCUGCAUGCUUCUUUUUGCUGUAAAUCCUCAUUUGGCAGCCCUGUGAGACAGGCAAGAGUCUUCUGGCCUCCCAUGUGGCAGAUGUGAAGACGGAGGCUCAGGGAGAGAAGGUCGGCUCCUCAAAGACUCCACGCAGAGGGCAGAGGUGCAGUUCGAAGCAGGCACACCCACCCCUCCCAAUUCCUCUUAGCCACCCUGGUAGGGGGUAGCACGGUGGGCAAGGGGCUUAUGGGGAAAUUCCAAGAAGAGAAGCAGCGGCAGCCCACACAGUUGGCAUGGAAAGAGCCUCAUUCCAUUUCAGCACCCAGGACAGCUCUACUCUCCAUUUCUCAAGGCAAGCCUGUCUCUACCUCAAGUUACUCAGAAUGCAGACUCAGUUCCACAUUGCAGGACUCCUAGCAGCUGGUUUCAAUCAUGGGAGAAUAGCACAGGAGGAAAGGGUUAAUUGAUCACUCCCUUGAGCCAUUUCAGAUCCCCAAUGGCUGCUAGUCUGGAAAAGUUACUAGCCUCUUCCCCUCCCCCCCCUGUUGAUCAUUUCUGGCUAUAUCAGUCUCUUGGGGACAAGAACAGGUUUUUGGGGGGUCCAUUCUAGAGAGAGAAAAUUGCUGUCUGCUCGGCUGGAGGGCCUCUUUGCUCACCCUGGCGACCAGGCAAACCCCUGUUCCCAAAGCCACCUCAUUCUUCUUACCCCAUCCCUUCUGACAGGGAUCCAGAGAUGGGAGCAUCACACCCUAUCUGUUUGGCUGGCAGGAUCUCAGCCCCCCGUCUGCCCCUCCUCGUCUCUCUGGGUCAGGCCCCCCCCUUUUUUUUGUGGCAUCGCCCGCCAUCGCUCAAAGCACCUGUGUUUCACCGGAAAUGAGAAGAGCCCGUCAUAACUGCACUGGGACCGGAAGCUAGAAAGAAGAUACGGGCUGCAAUGAACGUUUAAAUGAAUUUCAUUGAGCAGCCUGUUCCAAGGCAGCUGAUAGGCAAUUAACUACAAAUUGAAGGUUCUUUUUGGGAGGCAAUGAUUACAGACUGCAGGCUCAGAUUUAACACCCAUCCUAGUAACUACUUCACUCACCAGAGAGCACCCCCCCCUUUUUUUUUACUAAACAGAAAUGAGCCCGAGACACACUGUACAGCUGGAGGUGCCAAUCUUGCAAUUCCUUAUAGGGUUGCCAGACUCAACAGAGGACAGGAUUUCUGUGCCUUUAAUUGCCCUGCUCUCUUUUGAGUCUGGAAACCUUAAAGAGAAACCA